Molecule: messenger RNA, 744 nt
Organism: Rhopilema esculentum
Lineage: Eukaryota; Metazoa; Cnidaria; Scyphozoa; Rhizostomeae; Rhizostomatidae
Product: protein BTG3
Cellular component (GO): nucleus; cytoplasm
Source: RefSeq, a predicted model, not a curated record
AUGAAAGACGAAGUAACUUCAGCAGCGCAGUUUAUUUGCGGAAAACUUAAAGAAAACUAUCGCCUUAACAAUGAACAGUGUGAACGUUUCAAAACAAAUCUCGAAGAGCUCAUGUUGCAAAGAUUUCAGAAUCAUUGGCACCCCGAAAAGCCACUCAAAGGCAACGCAUAUAGAUGUAUAAACAUAAAUCAUGUAGAAUGUGUCUUAGACCCUAUGCUAAAGGAUGCUGCUGUUGAAAGCUUCAUCAGUAUCGAUGAGUUGAAAGCGACGUUCCCUGACGGCCUAGCUUUGUGGGUCGACCCUUACGAUGUUUCGUAUCGGAUGGGGAGAAGAGCAAUAUGUCCAAUAUUUAAAAGGUACAACCCUAACAAACCUCAAGCAAGUAACCGUCAGGCAGCGAAGGUACCUAGAUAUACGACGCACAACAAAGCUGCUGGCCAGCGUCCAAACAGUGGCAGCGAUGUUGUUUUGAACAGCAAACUGAACACGUCGGCCCCGAGUUUCGUACCAGCGUCUCAAGCGAAUCAAGAUUUUUCUUCCACCUGGACUAAAACAUGGCAGACUGAUCAGCAAAGACGGGACCAUCAAUCCAAUCAAGGGUUCUAUUCAUACUUUCAAGUCAACCCAGAUCAGGGCAUUUAUAAUCGCUUUCACUGGCAUCGCGAGGACGAGCAGCCGCAACAGGCCAAGAAGAUGCAAAGUCGGGGAUUUGAAUUUCGAAAUGUUGCUCAAGAAGCUUAUUAA